Adineta steineri is the source of this 158-nucleotide messenger RNA. NCBI's taxonomy places the organism in Eukaryota, Metazoa, Rotifera, Eurotatoria, Adinetida, Adinetidae. The record is from the annotation of a GenBank genome assembly.
UAUAUUCAUUAUUUUCAAGUCAUGAACAAUUAAUUAAAAUGAAAAACAAUGAUAAAGAUAAGAAAUUUGGUUGUGAUAGUCAAAAAACAUUUUUACGUAAUUCACGUUUAAAACCACGAGAAUUUCUUCCUUCACAUUGGGAUGGUAAUGAUGAAUAA